Molecule: messenger RNA, 5174 nt
Organism: Acanthopagrus latus (yellowfin seabream)
Lineage: Eukaryota; Metazoa; Chordata; Actinopteri; Spariformes; Sparidae
Product: alpha-2-macroglobulin-like
Exons: 37
Coding region: 557-4990 (1477 amino acids)
Cellular component (GO): extracellular region
Molecular function (GO): endopeptidase inhibitor activity
Source: RefSeq, a predicted model, not a curated record
AGCAAGGUGUCCUUCAUGUUGAAAUUGUCUCCAGAGAUGGAAUCAGUUCCGGGUUAUUGCUUAUGCUGUUACACUUAAGUGGGAAACUACACGUAGACCCAAACGCAGACACACACAUGGGAAUUAGGAUUGGUGGAAACAAAAGCAUGCUUUAAUUUAACAAAGAUGAAGUCAGCAAGAGAACAAGAAAAUCAAAACAAGCCACUGGGACAAAAACUAAGUGGCAACAAAAGGCUAAAACAAAGUGCCAACAGAAGCAAAGUUCAAAUCAAAACAGAAACAAAAAAAAACAAAACAAAACAGAAACAUACCAAAAGUAACAGGGAGACAUGACAGGACGGAACAAACUGCCAAACACGAGGGAGAACAAAGACUAUAUACACAGACACACUAACAAGGGGAUUAGGUAAAGGUGAGGUGAGUGAGGACAGAAGAGGACAGGUGAGGUAAUGAAGAGAAAAAAAACACAGGAGAAACUGAAAAGCAAGACGAGACACACAGGCAUGGUUUCACAAUAAAACUGGAAAUAAAACAUUAAAACCCAGGAUCAUGACAUAUGCUCCCCCAUCGGAAUUGGAUAGACCCCAGUGCUGCCUUCUCCAUUGAGAAAUGCUUCAGUCAUAAGUCAGCCAUGGGUCAUCCUGGGAUUCAGAUGUGGACAUGGACAGUGUGUGUCUUCUUAAGUUGGAUGUGUGUUGGUCGAGCAGCGGCAGGACCGCAGUACAUGGUCGCCAUUCCUGCAGUUCUCGAAGCUGGAGCUAAGACCAAAUUCUGUGCAAGUCUCCUGCAGCCCAAUGAGACUCUGGUCAUGACAGUCACUUUGGUGUCCCAAGAGAAAAAUACGACCCUUCUCCAGAAGACAUCCAGUACAGAGUUUCACAACUGCAUUCAAUUUGAGGCUCCUUUAGUGCAGAAUGAAGUGGUGCAGAAGUUGGAAGUGGAGGUACGAGGCGACACGUUUUACUCAAAAGAAGUGAGAAAAGUCAAAAUCCAAUUCUACAAACCAAGGACAUUUGUCCAAACAGAUAAACCAAUCUACCUCCCCGGACAAACAGUGCAUUUCAGAGUCAUCACACUAGACUCCAAGUUGAGAGCUGCCAGUCAGCUGUACAAUAUCAUUGAAAUCGAGGAUGUUAACAACAACAGGAUUGGACAGUGGCUGAACAAAACAUCGGGCGGUAAAAUACUGCAGCUUUUUUACAACUUGAACUCUGAGGCCCGUGAGGGAAUGUACAACGUUAUUGUAUCAGUUGGUGAAGAAAAAAUACAUCAUAGUUUCAAGGUUGAGAAAUACGUUUUGCCUAAAUUUGAUGUAAAAAUCAAUUCAUCUGACGAGGCAAGUAUUGAUCAGGAGGAAAUUGAAGCUGAAGUAUGUGCAAAGUAUUCAUAUGGCCAACCUGUACCAGGCAGUGUUCAUGUUGAGAUGUGUCGACCUCUUCCAAGCUACAACUAUCGUAUUCCUGAUAAUAUGGACGGUGCCCCCGAGCUAACAGCCCCAUGCCACAAGGAGACAAAGCAGACGGACAAGGCGGGCUGUGCCACUUUCACCUUGAAGAUGUCCACUUUCACAAAACUUGAUCAAAAGAUUUUGAUGGAUGAGCUGGACCUCAAGGCUACAGUAGAAGAGGAGGGGACAGAUAUUUCACACCAAGCACAGGAGAAAAUAAAGAUUUCAUAUGUUGUUGGAAAGCUGUCGUUCAUUGACACACCCAAGAUUUAUGAGCAAGGAUCAAAUGUGGUGGGAAAAGUUAAAGCAGUUUAUUUCAAUAAUACACCCAUUCCUGACAUGCCGGUGUACCUGUUUGAGGGUGAGAGAUGGUCAGCAAAUCGGCUUCAGAAUCUCACAACUGACAACAAUGGUGUUGCUGCUUUCUCACUGAGCACGGCUAACUUUAAAGGAAACUUCCACCUCCAUGUUGGCGACAAACCGACACUGGGGUUUGAUCCUUAUAGAGCUGCAUACUAUGAGAUUGGAGAUCACAUGGUGUCUUUGAUCCAACCUACAACUCCUGAUACUAAAACCACAAGCUCCCUGGAGGUGAAGAAGAAGGAUGCACCACUUCCCUGUGACAGAGAAGAAGACAUCACCAUUAAAUACACUGUAGCUGGAGAGGCACCGGGCUCUGUGGAUGUGAUGUAUCUGGUUUUAUCCAGAGGAGCCAUUGUCAUGCAAGGACUUCAACAGAUCAAGGUGGAAGAUAAAUCAGUGACUGAGGGCGAGGUGUCGUUCAGGUUGAAGGUGUCUGCAGAAAUAGCACCAGACGUCCAGAUUGUGGCUUACGCCGUCCUCCCCAGUGAGACUGUGAUCGCCCACAGUGCUGACUUCUCCACUGAGAAAUGCUUCACUAACAAGGUGUCCUUGGAGUUUUCUCCCUCGUCAGCUGUCCCAGGAGAGGAGACCAACCUGCAGGUGACGGCCCAGCCGGACUCUCUCUGUGGUGUGAGUGCUGUCGACCAGAGUGUCCUCAUCAAGGAGCCAGGGAAGACCCUGGAGGCAGAGCAGAUAUUUGGGUUGUUGCCUGUCAGAACAGUAUCCCAUACUCCAUAUGACGUUCAAGAUCCUGUCGAUUGUCUGCAUGUGAGACCUAGAAGAUUCAUUCUGCCUUAUCCUCCUGACUUCAGUGACAGAGAGGACCCUCAUACAGUUUUCCAGAAUGUAGGGCUGAAGAUGGCAACAAACUUGUUCAUCCGAGUACCUUCAUGCCUCAAAUACAGGGGAAGAGAAUACCACCAUGGUAUUAUUAUGAGCUAUGACAGACUGGGUGUGGCUGUGGCACAGAUAGGUUUGGCCGGCCCUGCUGAGGGAUUUUCGGGACGUUAUCCCCCAGUUACUUCACCAAUAGAGACUGUCCGCACUUUCUUCCCCGAAACCUGGAUAUGGGACCUGGUGGAAGUUGGAGAGUCUGGAACGAAGGACGUGCCCUUCACUGUCCCAGACACAAUCACCACUUGGGAGACAGAGGCUUUCUGUUUGUCCCCUCAGGGUUUUGGCUUGGCUCCUCGUAAAGAGAUCAAGGUGUUCCAACCCUUUUUCCUUGAGCUGAGUCUGCCUUAUUCCAUCAUUCGGGGGGAGCACUUUGAACUCAAGGCAACCAUCUUCAACUACCUGUCCAGCUGCAUCAUGGUCACUGUGACUGCAGCUCCCUCCUUAGAUUACACCCUCACCGCCCUCUCUGGUGACGAGUACACAUCCUGUCUGUGUGGCGGUGAGCGCAAGACCCUCAGCUGGACCAUGGCUCCCUCAGCCUUGGGGGCUGUGAAUGUAUCUGUGACUGCUGAGGCUGUAGCAUCCCACGCUUCAUGUGGCAACGAGAUUGUGAGCGUGCCAGAAAGAGGUCGUAUUGAUGUGGUCACACGAUCUCUCAUUGUAAAGGCUGAGGGAACUGAGAUGAUGAAGAACUACAACUGGCUGCUCUGUCCAAAAGAUGAGACUUUGACAGAGGAAAUAGACAUAGAACUCCCUGAGAACAUGAUUGAUGGAUCUGGCCGAGCUACACUAUCAGUCCUGGGUGACAUUCUGGGCCGAGCCCUGAACAACCUGGAUGGGCUGCUGACGAUGCCAUACGGAUGUGGUGAGCAGAACAUGGCACUUCUGGCCCCGAACAUUUACAUCCUCCAGUACCUGAGAAAUACACAGCAGCUGACCCCAGCUAUCACAGAGAAGUCUAACAACUACCUGACCAGUGGCUACCAGAGACAGCUGAACUACAAACAUUCUGACGGUGCUUAUAGCACAUUUGGAGCAGGAGCAGGGAACACUUGGCUGACAGCUUUCGUGCUCAGAUCUUUCGCCAAAGCCCAGUCUUUCAUCUACAUCGACCCAACAAAGAUUGAGCAGUCAAAGAUUUGGCUGGAGCGAAAACAACGUGAAAACGGCUGUUUUGAACAGUCAGGAAAACUCUUCAACAACAGAAUGAAGGGUGGAGUGUCUGAUGAAGUGACUCUCAGUGCCUACAUAACUGCUGCCUUCCUGGAGAUGAAUACGUCUGCAAAUGAUGCCUUGGUAAAACAGAGUCUGUCAUGCCUCAGGGAGUCCAUGAGUGACCUCAGUAACACCUACACCACUGCUCUGCUAGCAUACGUCUUCACCCUGGCAGGAGACAUGGAGGCUCGCGCUCACCUUCUGAAGCACCUAGACACUGUUGCUGUAAGACAAGGAGGUUUCCUCCACUGGUCUCAGACAGCAGCAGAAACGUCAGCCUCUCUGUCUGUGGAGAUCAGCUCCUAUGUGCUGUUGGCCAAACUCAGUGCCUCUCCUACUGCUGAAGACCUGGGUUACACCACACCGAUUGUCAGAUGGCUUACAGGGCAGCAGAACUACUACGGAGGCUUCUCCUCCACACAGGACACAGUGGUGGCUCUUCAGGCUCUGGCUCUCUACGCAACUCUGGUGUUCAGUCCAGUUGGUUCUAGCACAGUGACAGUCCAGUCUCCCAGUGGCCAGCUGACAUUUGAUGUUAAUCAGGACAACAAACUGCUCUACCAGGAGGAGGUGCUGAAGUAUGUGACAGGAAAGUACAGCCUGGAGGUGAAGGGCACUGCAUGUGCUUCAGUGCAGAUUUCUCUGCACUACAACAUCCCAGCUCCUUCUGAUGUGAAUACCCUCAGUGUGGAGGUUAAACCAGAGGCUGACUGCACCCUCAAGAGACCCAAACUUACUCUGAAGCUUAAGUCCCUAUACAGUGGAAAGGAGAGCACUACUAACAUGGUGAUCCUGGAUAUCAAAAUGCUCUCAGGGUUUGUCCCAGACCCAAAGUCUUUGAAGAGGCUCAAAGGUGCCCAGCUGGUGGAUCGUGUUGAACAAAAGGAAGAUCACGUUCUCGUGUACUUACAGAGGCUAACAAAGGACAUUCUUAUCAACCACACCCUUGAGAUUGUACAGGAGCACCCAGUGCAGAACCUGAAGCCAGCUGUGGUCAAGAUCUAUGACUACUACCAGACAAGUGACCAGGCUGAGACAGAAUACAGCUACCCUUGUGUUGCAGCUUGAAGAGUGAUGUGUAGUCUGUCCUCAGGUGGUCGCUGAUUCCAUUAUUAUUUAAUACAGUUAUGAACUUUGUGUAAUUCCAUGUCUGUUUUCUGGAAUUGUACACAUACAGUCAAGACUUAUUUGCUUGUUAAUGAAAGAUGUGCACAGUGGACAAUCAAAUAAAGUGAUAUAAAUCUCGACCUUA